Messenger RNA from Mycosarcoma maydis (corn smut), 828 nucleotides. RefSeq lists its product as uncharacterized. The record is from RefSeq and is a predicted model, not a curated record. The transcript has a single exon. The coding region runs from base 1 to 828 and encodes 275 amino acids. Lineage: Eukaryota; Fungi; Basidiomycota; Ustilaginomycetes; Ustilaginales.
AUGCGUAUCAUCACUACGUUCGUCGGCGCCGCUGUGCUUGCGCUUGCUGGCACCGCUUCGGCGCAGCUUGAUCCUUUGCUCGUUACCGGUCUCUCGGCCGGUUGUGCGUCGGGUCUGGUUGGACUUGUUACAAAUUCCAGCGUGUCGUCUUGUCUUGCGCUGCCUAGCGCGGUUGGUGCACUCACCUCGGCCGGAAACACAUCGGUGAUUCCUGGACUGCAAUCGUACCUCUCCAACUCGAUCUGCGGCUCCGGAAAAACCGCCUGCUCCACCGCUCAACUCGGCGCGGCCAACAGCACACUCCUUCAGACGUGUGGUGCGGAUCUUGCUAGUAACAACGGUGCCAACAUUCCGGCUCUGGUCUACUACUUUAUCAACGCGUACGAUAAGCUUCGCAAUGCUGGUUGUCUGCAGAACUCCGCAGGCGAGUCGUGCUUGACAAACGAACUGUACACUCUUCAAAAUAUCACGCAGACGCCCGUUACAUUUACAUCGAUCCAGUCCAUCUUGUCGAAUCAAACGACUCAGCAGAUGAGUCUGCAAGCUGUUGCAGCUAACAAAACCGCCUUCUGCACCGACUGCACACACGGCGUUUACUCGAUCCUCUUCCCCACCAACUCUAACCAACGCCUCGCUGCCGCCGUCAACCAAACUUGUGGCGCUUCCUUCCUGGACGCCAAAAUUCCGUCCUCUCUCAAAUCCACUGCUCAGGGCAACUCCACUUCCGUCUCCGCAUCUACCUCCCCCAACUCCGCCUCCCCCUUCAACCCUAGCUCGGCCCUUGCCGCUUCCACCCUCGCUGCUAUCGCCGCACUCACCCUCCUGUAA